Molecule: messenger RNA, 1105 nt
Organism: Anopheles arabiensis
Lineage: Eukaryota; Metazoa; Arthropoda; Insecta; Diptera; Culicidae
Exons: 3
Coding region: 55-981 (308 amino acids)
Source: RefSeq, a predicted model, not a curated record
UCAUCAUUUCGACCGAGAGGAGAUAUUACGCACGACACACUGUAGUUCCUAAUCAUGACGCGCCGUUCUCUGCUCUGGUUUGCCCUAUCGUUGGCAGUGCUUGCCAUCAACCUGCAAGAUGCAACCGCCCAGCUGGACAACGCGAUCGUCAGCAAGCGCAGCUCGAUUAACUCCACGCUCGUCUCCUUCUCCAACAACAUCGUGAACAAGGUGAACGAUUACUCGAACAAGUUCGUCAGCCUGCGCAACGAUAUGUCGUUCCAUCUGAAGAGUUCCUCGGAAACGAUCACCCAGUUCCUGACGAGCGAAAGCAUCAGCCAGAAUGCACUGCUCGCGCUGGACGUGCUGCAGAAGUCGAGUUCCACACUGCAGUCGAGCUCGUCGGCAUCGAUCACGGUGUCCGCCAGCUUCUCGUCCGUUGGGUCGUGUAUGAACACCAAAAUGCAAGCGUCCGUCAGUGCGACGUUCAGCGCAUUCAGCACGGCACAGUCACAGUACUUUAACAUCAUCACCAGCUCGUCCUCCCCGUUCCUGUCCACCUGCCGUUCGCGGUUCUCGAACACGGCCCAGGACUCGGUCAACCAGGCGGGCGAUCGUUUCCAGGACUGUCUGAACGACGAAAACAACGAGCAGGGCCGAGUGUCCUGGAUCAUCAACAACUUCGUGACGCUCAUUAAGCAAAACUAUCAGGCUCUGGGCAACCAUGUGCGCUCCUGCGCCAGCCUCGGCUCACCCUCAUCCCGGGAGGAAGUGCAGGCUGAAAUCAAUGCCUGUUACAAGGGGAUCUCGAUCUACGUGGGCCCGAUUUACGAGGCGACGAUCGCACAGCAGUUCACGCUGAUCAACACGAUGAUGCAGCUGGAGGUGGUGGCAUCGAACAAUCGGGUCAAGACCUGCAUCAACCAGGUCGCCAAAACGUACACGGCAAUGGCGGAGGGAAUUGUGCCAUCGCUUAACACGUGUCUAUCUACUGGCCAGUAAUGGAGAGGGGCAGCCACAACUAAUAGCAGCAGCAGCAGCGUUUGCAACGGCAAGCAGCUGAAAUAUAUGUUUCUUCUUUGUUGUUUUAUAUGUCGAUAAGAAAUAGGAAAAAGAGUCAAAAAUA